Pungitius pungitius (ninespine stickleback) is the source of this 9603-nucleotide messenger RNA. It is a transcript of the gene snphb, whose product is annotated as syntaphilin b. Lineage: Eukaryota; Metazoa; Chordata; Actinopteri; Perciformes; Gasterosteidae. The transcript is spliced from 5 exons. The record is from RefSeq and is a predicted model, not a curated record. Gene Ontology annotation, cellular component: mitochondrion; cytoplasmic microtubule. Bases 2865 to 5432 code for a protein of 855 amino acids. Gene Ontology annotation, biological process: neuron differentiation.
GGCCAAUAAAGACCUGCUCCUUGUUUUGUCAUGCCAGAGAUGGCAUAAUGCAGCUUGUGAGGAGCCGGUCGUGUGUUGUUCAAGCUUCUCACAGUAUGAUGGUGUUUCUUACCUCAAAAAAAUUGAAGAUGGCUCCUACCUGAAAAGCCUCCAACUUGCAAAGAGACGUAGAAGUUUUAAAAAAUGACCCAACUUCUCACUUCAUUUAUUAACUCCGUAAACAUGAAUUGAUGGUCUUAACUCUAAAGGUUUGACAUGUCAAUACACGUGAUGAUGUCUUUAACACUUUGUCUUCAAUUCAUAAAAAUUCACAAUCAUGUUUUCCAGGAAAAUAAACAUUCGUUCUUCCUGAAAAGGGAUCCCCACUUAAACAGCCUUUGUAUGGUAUACUAUCACUAUCCCUUUGCUUUUUGAUCUAUUUGUAGUUUUGUAUUUUACUUUUGAGAUUAUUUCAUAUAAAUGCAUUCUGCAAAUAUGCAUUUUGCCGUGUUUGAAGUGUCGGUCUGACACAUAAAGCUCAGGAAGUGGCCCAAACCAAAUCUAUUUUCAACAGCUUUUUUUCCAUUUGGUUUUUCUUUCAGAAGCCUUUGAGUGUUGAUUUGUUUUUUUUUCUGUUGCUCUUGGUCAUAUUACCCAAUGAAACCUUUGGACAUAACUUUUUAGCAUAUUUGAAGUAUACCUUUGUGAGUAAAUACAUACUGUGUUUGCUCUCUGGAUGUAUGUGUGGGGCCUAAUUAUUUCUGAACUGAUCACUUCCUGAGUACAGCUUUCCCCCAUUUGAAACCUGCUGUUUUGAGACCUUUAAACCCACUCAUCACCACUCAUCCAGGUGUGAAGGGUUGAUCAAUGAUUAAUGAAUCAUCUUCUAAAGAUUGGCAGAAAAAUAUUUACAAGAACUAACUUUGUGUUGCGCAGUUGUAAAAAAAUAACUUCAGUUCAGUUCUGGUCAAAUGGAAAGUCUAAAGCUUCAGCACCACACAUGGAACAAAGCCAUGUUACACAAAGCCAUUGUAUAGUAUGUCAAAAAGGUCAUGAUAUAUAGUAUGAUAAUGGACUUUUAAAUCAUAGAAUAAUGAUUCAUAUAAAAGUCAGUGUAUAGUAAGUUUAGACAAAUCAGAAACAUCUAAACUUUAUAGAAAAACUAUGACUAUAAUGAGUGUAGCAGGUUAAAAAAAAUGUUUAAAGUCAGUCAAUAUUGUAGUUCAGUGUGUCAUGAAAAAGUCAUAGUAUAUUAUGCUGAACCAAUAGUCAUGUCAUGAAGUCAAAUAUAGUAUUAAAUAAAAAAUCAUAAAAAUGUCAUGUCAAAAUAUCCAUUAAAUAAUCUUAGUAUGGUAUAUUGAAAAAAGCAAAAUUAUAUCAUAGUAUGUUGAAAAAGGAAAUGAAAGUUCAUAAAAUUAGGUAAGAAAAAGGUUUAUAGGUUGAAGUCAUAGUAUAUUGAUAAAACUCAUGAAAAGAACUGUUUUAUAUGUAAAAAGAAAAUUAGAUGUAGUCAUAUUACAUUUAAGAAAAGAAACAUAGUAGCCUAUAGUAUUUAGAAAAAGAACAUUAAAAAGUCAGAGUAUAGUAUUCCUAUGGUAUAAUAGUUUUGGUAUGUUGAAAUAAAGUCAUAUUUUAAUAUGCUGGAUUAAUUAAUAAGAAAAUCAGGGGAGUGUAUCGAAAUUGACAUCAAAAUGUCAUAGUAUUAUAUGAUGGAAAAAAAGUAAAAAAAGUAGAAAAGUUAUCUUGUCAAAAACGUUAUUAUAGUAUAUUAUAUCAAAAGAAAAGUCAUCUUUUUAGAUGUAGCUCUUGUCCUCAUGAUUGGGGAGCUGUGGUAUCAUUGAACACUGAAGUGAAACGCCAGGUCACUGCAACCUGGUGUUUUUCAGUAUGUUGAUGUUUUCUCCUACAGCCCCAGGACCUCCGUUUCCUGUUUUUAUUCUUCACAGGUUAACACCACAAGGCAUGGAGCCUCAGUCCAAUUGUUUUCACUUUGCAAUGGAAAUUCUGCACUAAAGUUGUGUAAAGAAUGUAUGUUUUCUACAUAAUGCAUACAACGUUAAUGCAGACUUAGCUACAGACAGUUCAUUCUGUCGCUGUGGUGUCCUCCUCUCUCUCGUCUUUUCCUCAGAUUCAACCCUCUGAAGGCCUUGCAGCCCAAACGCCGGUUGCAACAAAUACUGGCGUCCUCGCCCAUCCCGGUGCCAAAGCCGGCGUCUGGGUCGGGGACGGCUGCCCCAGCGGCGGCGGGGGCCAUUCCUGUGCCCGCGCCCCCCGCGUGAGACACACUUCAGUUACAGUCUCAGAGAGCAUGCUCAGUAGCUGCUGCUCCGGCAUGCAUCGUAAACCCAGAGCCAUCACACAGGAAACAUUUAUGCUACCUGUAUCUCAUUGUCACAGUUUGGAAAUUGCACAGAGAUCCGAACUAGAGCUCUCGGUGCCUAGAAGUUACCAUCAAGAACAGCAAAAAGCACAAACUGUGUGUUUGUGUCGUUGUUGUCACACCACCAAGGGAAACCCUGAUGCACCGGUGUGUGUGCCCACGAAGGCACCGCCAGCAUGUGUACGCUCACUAGGUCCACUUGCACUGGGUAUACUGGGAUCGACGAAGCCUUGUUUAAAGGCUACGCGCACGGCAGAAACGGCUCACGUGCUUUGGAAGCAUAACGUGAUCACCGGUUUACCACAUCCGCACAAUCCACAGCACCCUGUUGGUUAAAAGGGGGUCCACAGCGGAGAGUUGGCUACUUCGGCGUUGCUGGAAAUGAGAAUGUGCGUCGUGGUUUUCAAACCAAAAGAAAUGAGAGCUGGUGUGAUCUAAAAUGAUUUCAGAGUCUUGAGCCAAGUCUCUGUCUCUAACGGGAGACAAAGCCACAGCAUUAUGGAUUAUGUCUGCACCCCCUCACACUUACCAACACCUGAGUUGGCUCGGCUCCUACGGCUCUCCACAACCGCCACCCACACCCCACAGGCCAGACACAAGGUUUGACUACUGCAGGUUCAUAGAGCUAGACUACGUCCCUAUGGAGACAGGCUAUAUGGUCUCAAUGCGCCCGACCAAAGGCUAUGCAUCGACCAAGUCGCCGACCAAGGGAUACGCUUCUACCAAGUCUCCGGAUCGCCACAGCCGUUCGACAAACUCUCCCUCGACCCCCCGUGCUCGGCGGACACCAGCCACACCCAGUAACAGAGAUCCCCAUGGCAACACAUCACUCAGCAGCAGCAGCAACUCAGGCUCUUGUAAAGGCAGCGACUGCAGCCCCAACAAAGGACGUCAUCAAAAGUACUCGUGUACAGACAACCAUGGUAUCCGGCCGCCUCCACCAGAGCAGUACCUCACACCCCUGCAGCAGAAAGAGGUUUGUAUCCGACACCUGCGGGCCAGGCUAAAGGAAACCAUCAACACCCUUCAAGACAGGGACACGGAAAUAGAUGAGUUGAGAGGGCAGCUAUACAGGAUGCAGGAGGACUGGGUUGAGGAGGAAUGUCACCGGGUAGAGGCUCAACUGGCCCUGAAGGAGGCGCGCCAGGAGAUCCAGCAGCUCAAACAGGCUGUGGACACUGUUCGGGCUUCUCUCAGUGAUGCAGGGGGGCUCAGUGGUGAUGAAGGGGUCCAGAGGUACUUUCAGGACAUCAACGCUCAGAACCACAAGCUUGAGAAUCUUUUGCUUAGCAUGGAGCUAGCACAGGCUGGAUUAGCCAAGGAGGGGGAAUCCAUACCUGGCUGUUGGACCCGUGUUGGUGGUUCGGCACCAGCAUCGGUAUCAGGGGAAAGUCCAGGAGGAAUACCCAAACCGGCAGUAGGAGGGAGGGGGUCUUGCUCCUGCGACGGUAGCCCAGCCCAUUCUCUGACCCGGAGCUCCACCUACACGAAGCUGAGCGAUCAGGCGCUUGCGGACAGGAACGGAAAUGCACCGGACUUUCCUUGUCUUUCAGGUGAAGGCACCCAGGAUAGUGGUUUUGUGUGCUGUGGGGAUAGCAGCGUCCCCAGCCAGGCCGACCUGCUGUUAGAGGCUGCCUUCCUCUCUGAGGAAACAGCUUCUUUACUCAACUCCUACGCAAAAACCUUUUCUCAAUCUUUGCCCCACUCUCUUCCACAAUCUUUGCCCCAAACUCUUCCCCACUCUCUUCCCAACUCUGUACCCCAUGUUUUGCCGCAUACCUUUUCCCAUACCUUACCUCGCUCUUUUCCUCGCAAUCUGUCCCACUCUGUGGCCCACACUAUGCCACACUCCGCCACAUGUGAGAAACUGUACACAGGUGAUCGGCUGCCACCAAAUCACUGCGGUCUUGGUGGAGUGGGUUGUAUGAGCCAUCCUUGCCUGUCACACCACCACCUCUACCUGCACUCCCUGCGGGAGACAGGCAUUCAAACUGAAAGCUGCCCCGUCCCUGCAGCGGCAGGCUACCCCUCUGAUCUGGAUACCAUCGCGGAGCAACGCACUUUCCGUUCCCAGGCCUGUAGCCCCACCUCCACGUGGAUAUCUGAUGAGGGGGAGGAGGAGCUGGACUCCCUUACCACCACAGCUUCAAUAACCACAGCAACGAUGAUGAGCACAGCCACAGAGCCAAUCCCGGCCUCCAACACCCCACUGGUCCCUCAAUUACCACGGUCUGCUACGAUGGCGUGUUCCAUGGAAGGUCCUCUGUGCAGGGCCGAAGAGGGAGUAGAAAAAAGGGACAAGCUGGUGAAUGAGAAGAGGGGGAAGGAAUCUGCAGCAACCGUGCGACAGGAGGAUACAGCAGUGAUCAGUCCGGCAGAAGAAGGGUAUACGACACAAAUGGGCUCAGAGGUAGGAAAAGAGGUUGAAGUUCAGGAUGCAGUGGAGGAGGUAAAAUCAGAUAAGCUGUGCGAUUUAACAGAGACAUCUGCAGGGACGUUUGGUGAGGUUACUUUUGGAAGUUGCUGUGGAGAAGGCACACAGGGCGAGACAACACUGGAAGACAUUGGUGUUGAAGACAGGCUGCAAGAAGUUGGCUUAGCAGCUGGAUCAACCAAGGUAGAGACAGAAGAAAUUAAUCCAAGUCCCCAAGGGUCAUCAACAGAUGUAGAACAGCCCCACACCUCGCAACCCAGGAAAUCUUCUUCUUAUGAGGAGAUAGCUGGUGUCACUAUAGUGGAGUUAGAUGAUGAUGACGAGGAUGAAGAUGGAACUAAAGAACAUGGUGCCACAGGGGGCGCCACGGCAGAGGCGGGAGAUCCGUCAAGCUCUGGGACAAUUGAGAAAAGUUACUGGAGUCGUCACUUCCUGGUUGAUCUGCUGGCAGUGGCCAUUCCUGUAGUGCCAACAGUGGCCUGGCUCUGCCGCGGUCCGGUCCGUAGUGGACAGCCCAUGUAUCAUUUAGGGUCGCUGCUGCGCGGCUGUUGCACUGUGGCACUGCACUCUCUUCGCAGGGGUGGUGGGUUGAGGCAUUACCCUGCAGGCGGGGGAGACCUGGGCGGAUCGCAGAUAUAACAGGAGUUAUUAAGAAGACGUCUGGGUCCUAGCUGUUUGGAAGAUACCUGUAGUGGGAAAGGAACAAAGAAGAAACCUCCUGUCCUGUAUUCCUCAUCAAGGUUAAUACCUGAGGGGAGCAUCAGGAACAACAAAUGUGUAUUCAUGACCAAGACCUCUGGCUGAUGAAGUCUGUCCUGUUUGGUCCUCUAUUGUCUCUCACACACUGGUCUUUGCUCUUGCUACAUAGAUGUCUGCAACACUACGGACUUGUGUAAAACUGAAUGAGCUGGUUGAAAUGAAUGGUCUAUGCUAGGAUGUUUCACACUGAAUGUUUUCUUUUUAAAAUGCAGGGAAUUGGUUAAUUAGAUUUGUCACCCUAGAGGCUGUCUCUAUUCUGGCAUGUCCUAAUGAUCUUGAUGAGUGAGUACACAAAAUAUGGUAUGUAUAUGUAUUAGAAUGUGUCUCUCUCUAACCAAAUGGCCUCGUCGUCUGCAGUGCAUGAGCUGUACUCUGCACACUAACCUGCACCAAGGGAUGAUCCACCCUAAUUCGGAUUUGUGAAAAAACACAGACUUUAUCUCUUACCAAGAAACAAUGAUGUAGACACAGAACUCAGGUUGAUUCCAAAGGUAGAACGCACUGAAGCAAGGCUGCCAAGAACCGUACGCAAAAACAACACUGUUAGUUUUUGGAGGACAGAUCAGUCGUGCUGGUAAGCCAGACACAGUUAGGUUGUUUCUGAUUGUGCCAGGCAGGCACUGUGCAGAGAUUUUAAACACAAAACUGCUCCCUGGAGAACUAAAAUAGCCCUGCCAUUUAAGAAAGGACAGAGCUGUGAUGUUUCAUAGACUGGUGAGACAUGAAAUACAAUCCAGAAAAUCUGGUUUCAGGAACAGAUUCUUGACUUUUUGAGUUCCCGCAUGGCUACGGUCAAAACAUCUGUUCUAAAAUGUAACUUGUUUGGAGCUGGAGCUGGCACAAGAUUAGUUUAGCUUAGUAUGAAGACUCAAAGCCUCAUAUAUACGGUUUAUACCGCCAAUCAACACCUCAAUGAACAUGCCAUAUCUCACCUGUAUAAUUAAAACAAAAAAUUUAAAAACCAUUUGGGUGCUUGGACUAUUUGAGAGGUAAUGAGUUGUUUUUUUUGUGGCAAGAAGGUAAAAAAGUGCAUUUCCCAAAACAAUUAUUUUAUCUGAGCUUGUGCUGGUAGAGAAAUAAAACUGAACUUCACUGCAGAUCAGGCAAGAAAAAAGCGAAUUACUUCAACCACAGCCAAUAGUCUUUGAUAAUGGAGUGUCCUGGCACAUCAGCUGGUGGUUGUCAUUCUUUGAUAGAAAAACAUUUCCUACAUCUGACAACCUCUUGAUUUUGCUCUCUAUUAUUCCGUUCUUUAAAGAUUGAUUCGACAGGCUGUUCUUUUGCAUUGAGCCCAGGAUCACAGCUCCAAGCAAAAUGGUCAAAAACGCAGUUCGUUUUGGUAUAGUUCGUUUUUUUGAGGCAUUAGUUGACCUCCGGUGGAAAAUGAAUGUGUGCGCCAUGUCUUUGGUGUUUUUCUACCACGUGUGAGUAUGAUUGGCAUCACCUGUUGGUUUGUGGUACACCAUUUUGUUUUAUCACAAGGUAGCCAAUCCCCAAAUCAUGUGAACAUAAUUCAUAAAAAUGACAUUGCACUGCAUUGAAGAAGACUUGAAACUAGCGUUUGAGACCAUAAACUUAUGGUUGCUAAGGUAAUUAAUAAAAGUAGAAGUCGGGUCAUUUUCUCUACAUCCAAGCGUCUUUUCGCCACUAGAGGUGUCGCCCCCUGGUGGCUAUUAUAGAGAAUGAACGUCCAAGGUCUUUCCUUGUUGGUUUCACUUUCCAGACCAAGAGGUACGUCUUUCAUAACGUCUGUGCUGUAUGGCUUCUCUCAACCGUUCGUGGGAUAGUUGGGACGUUUUGGGCAAACUUUUUGCUCUCUUGCUACAUUUCAAACAAACUCAACUGAACUUGAUCUUUUAUUCCUCUCAAGCCAAGUAAGAAAGCUCUUCAAUUCGACAAACUGUCAGCGGCUCAGUCUGACACGCUGUCGAUGGGAACGCCGUGCGUUGUGCUGAGUCUGUGCUAUGUGCUGUAUAUUUAUGCUAACUAAAAGCUCUUGUUGGUGUAGUUGAACCGUCACUCUUGUAGUAUGUAUUUUAAGUCUGCUGUACAAAAGUUGGUGAGUCACUGCGAAUAAAUCAACUUUAUUUGUUUAAAAGAUCAUUCCGCAAAGCAUUUCUAUUCAAGGCGUACUACAUGUUUGUGGACAAUUCAAUAAGAGUCAUAGGUUGUAAUCGCGUUUAGGAUCUGGGUCAUUGACCAAAGAGGAACCUGGCGGAAAAUAUCUUCUGUUUGCGGAUCUGUAAAUGUUUAUUUUUAUGUGUAAUAAGGGCAAAUAAGCGGCCUGCUACUGUAAAGUGAAAUAUAUUCUGAUAGCCACUCAUGAGCCAAAUAUGGAUUGAGAAAUUACUGAUGCAACCAGCUAAAUCUUGUCUGAAACCAAAUGAGUUGUUUAGUUAUUUGGUGAUGAAAUAAGCAGCAUGGAUCUUUUAUAAUUUGUUUUUUUAUAUUUUGUUGACAUAUUUUGCACUAUUGUUCACUUUAUACGUUUUAAGCAGAUUGUAUGUGCAUUCAGAGUGUUGUGUGUCUACUGAGUUCUGAUUGUUCUGCAGUGUCAAUUCAGUUUGAUAAUGUGUGAGGCAAAGUUAAGGCUGCUUUUUUAGAUAGAUCCUUAAAAAUUCCAUUAAAAUACACGUCAUUUUUUUCUGUGAAUACUGUAAAGCAGUCGACUUUCUAACAAUACGAGCUAUUGAUCUCAGCUCUUUACAUUUCACCAGAUUAUGAAUCCAGGAAAAGCCUGUGUUUGAUUCCACUCCAUCGACCUGAGGGAUCCACAUAAGCGGUAGAGAUCUAUGAAAAGAAAGAAUGCCUUAGAGACCCACUCUCCGUCUCCUCCGUCACCUCAACAUCACUCUCAUCAGCACAACUUGUGCGUCGUCUGACUCUAUGAGCCACUCGGCUUGAGUGGAUUGGGAGACUAAAACUAUUUACUAAAAGCCAUAUGAGCCUGUAAGGGACAGGAAUGAGAAUGUGGGAAGCCUCCUCUCCAUUUCAAUGUUUUGUAAUAUGAAAUGUUGCAAAGCAUGUGAACCAUUAUUUCAGUGUAUCGUAAUUGUACUUUGAUGUUAGUCUGUAAGACUCUGCUGCUCAUUACAUGCCGUCGAUUGUGACUAACACGCGGAGGAUGGAGGAAAGGAAAGGAUUGAGGAAAGGAUGGGGGAAAGGAAUGCUGUAUUAAGUGGUUCAGGUUAAGGAAUACAUGCUUCAGCAAUACAGCAUCAUUCUAACCCCAUAUAGUCGCCCCCAUGCACGGCAGUCUGCAUGUUAUGUUCAUUUUGUUACCACACGACAAGACUUAUAUACACUUUAGUUGUGUUAAUGCAUACAAAAUGUACUACAUGAGGUAACACACAUUUUAAAGUCGUCCAAACACUAAAUCUGUAAGGCGUUAUUUUUGCGUAAAUGGCGUAUCAUAAUUUGUUUUUGCGUUAAUACAACCAGAUCUAAGCCUGGCAAUGGCAUUCAAUUAAACCUGUGCUUUAGUAUGUUUAAUGUUUGCUGGGGUCUUAAAAGGCCUCAUUCCUUUCCCAAAGGACAAAGUCCCUCACAUUCUUCCCUUGUUGUUUAUUACCGCCAAGAGGCCGGUGUCUCGGGGGCUCUCUGCAGCAACGCCGCUGUACCGCACCGGCUUUUCUAUUUCUGUCCCAUAAUUCACAGUAAGGGAUGCGCCAGUGUGCACUGUGUGUGACUGAUUGAUUGUAUACUUUGUAAAACGUCAAACACAUAAGAUGCUGAAUAUGUUGCUUUCUUGGGUAUGUGUAUGUCCAUUUAUGCUUUAUUCUCUGUCUAUGUGUUUCAUAGCGUAUGUAAUGAUUAAUAAUGUAUGCAGAGGUUGUACCACAUAAUUUAACAUACCAUUAAGGGCAUUUAAAUGCCUUGUAUAGGGAUUUAGCUGACAUCAUUGAUAUCUACAAGAUAACGUAAUGUUAACUACUUUAAUGGCAAUAGUGUGUAGUUAAAGACGUUAAUGGGCCACUUCUCCAUUGACCCUCCCACCACUGUAUAAAGAGAGACCAAAAGCCCUUAUAUUAAACAGCAUGGUGGAAAAGUU